This is a messenger RNA of Camellia sinensis, 4762 nucleotides long. Lineage: Eukaryota; Viridiplantae; Streptophyta; Magnoliopsida; Ericales; Theaceae. The record is from RefSeq and is a predicted model, not a curated record.
UAAUCGUUAACAAACCCAACAUACACAGUAGUGACUGUGAACUCCCUAGUCCAAACUCCAUCCAUCCUCAGCUGAGCCAUUGUAUCCUCCCUCGAGGACGACGAUGAAGAUGAAGCUUGCAUGAGAGAGAGACAGAAGAUCAAUUCUAUACACUCCAAAAUGAUUCAUUAGAAGAACUGAGAUUCCUCACCAAAUGUUGCUUCCUCUAUCCAACCACCACCAAACCUCUCUUCCCUUCAAUUCCCUCCCAAACCCCUUCUUCACCCCCUUCCCUUUCCCCAAAACCCUUCUCUUCCGAAACCCUAGAAUUCCCCCCAAUUCCUCCCUCCUCCGCCCCUACGCCUCCGCCUCCUCCGCCGCCACCCGAACUCUCCCUCAAUCCGCCAUCAAAAGAAUCGCCGACAAGCUCCGCAGCCUUGGCUACGUAGAAGAAGAACAAGACUCAAAACAAACCCUAAAUUCCCAUUCCAGCAAUGACUUGCCUGGCGAGAUUUUCAUUCCUCUGCCCAAUCGCCUGCCCAAGUACCGGGUCGGGCACACAAUUGAUACGAGUUGGAGCUCGCCGGAGAAUCCGGUUCCAGAGCCCGGGUUGGGGACUGCUAUACAGAGGUUUCAUGGAUUCAGAAGAAAGGUUAUAAUGGAGAAGGUGAAGGAGAGGGAGAUGAAGAAGGGGGAGGCAAGGGAUGCGCCGACGGUGGCGGAAUUGACGAUGAAUAAGGGGGAGCUGAGGAGGCUGAGGACAAUUGGGAUUGGGUUGAAGAAGAAGUUGAAGGUUGGGAAGGCCGGGAUUACGGAGGGGAUUGUGAAUGGGAUUCAUGAAAGGUGGAGGAAUUCGGAGCUCGUGAAGAUUGUGUGUGAGGAUAUUUGUAGGUUGAACAUGAAGAGGACUCAUGGAUUAUUGGAGAAGAAAACUGGAGGUUUAGUUAUUUGGAGGUCUGGGAGUAAUAUAAUACUUUACAGAGGGGCUAAUUAUAAGUAUCCUUACUUCUUGUCUGAUAAUAAUUCAACAAAUGACACUUCUGCCGGUACUUCACGGAGUUCAAGCAUGGAUUCUGGAGUACAUGUUAGAGAGGAAAGCUGCUCAUCUGGCACAGAUUACUUAAAUUCCGCAGGACGACAUUCUUCCAACAAAAUGGCUCAACCACCCUUGAUACAAGGUGUUGGUUCUCCAAAUAGGGUACGAUUUCAACUGCCUGGUGAGGCACAACUUGUAGAAGAAGCUGACAGUCUACUGGAUGGACUAGGUCCACGAUUCACUGAUUGGUGGGGAUAUGAUCCUCUACCUGUUGAUGCUGAUCUUCUAGCAGCAAUUGUUCCUGGAUACAGGAAACCUUUCCGCCUUCUUCCGUACGGGGUGAAGCCUAAACUAACAAAUGAUGAAAUGACAAUAUUAAAGAGACUUGGUCGGCCUUUACCAUGCCAUUUUGUGUUAGGCAGAAACAGAAAACUUCAAGGAUUGGCUGCUUCCAUUGUCAAGCUCUGGGAAAAAUGUGAAAUUGCAAAAAUUGCAGUUAAGAGAGGAGUCCAGAACACUAACAGUGAACUGAUGGCUGGAGAGUUAAAGUGGCUGACUGGAGGAACUCUUCUUUCACGGGAUAAGGAAAUUAUUGUCUUAUAUAGAGGAAAGGAUUUCCUGCCUGCUGCAGUUUCUUCAGCAAUAGAAGAGCGGAGAAAAUGCGGAAUUCCUAUGGAGAAACACAGGACAGAUUUUAGUUCAUCAGUUAUGACUAUUCAGGAGUGUCAAGAUGAAUGUGAUGGGAUAAGCGAUCAGAAAAGGAAACUUGUCUCUGAACAAAGGAAACUAAGAUCCACUGAAGCAGCUGUUAAGAAAACUAGCACAAAGUUGCAAAUGGCAUUUGAGAAGAAAGCCAAAGCAGAGAAGCUUCUAGCAGAGCUGGACAAGGAAGAGACCCCCCAAGAAGCUGAAAUAGAUAAAGAGGGUAUAACCGAAGAAGAAAGAUAUAUGUUGAGGAAGGUCGGUUUGAAAAUGAAGCCGUUCCUCCUGUUGGGUAGACGGGGGGUUUUUGAUGGAACAGUUGAAAACAUGCAUCUCCACUGGAAGUAUAGAGAACUUGUUAAGGUAAUAUGUGGUGGGAGAAGCAUUGAAGCUGUUCAUGGAAUAGCACGGGCAUUAGAGGCAGAAAGCAAUGGAAUAUUGGUGGCUGUGGAGAGAGUUAGCAAGGGCUAUGCCAUUAUAGUGUAUCGUGGGAAGAACUACCAACGACCUGACUGCUUGAGGCCUCAAACACUCCUAAACAAAAGAGAGGCAAUGAAACGUUCUAUAGAGGCGCAGCGGCGUGAGUCCUUGAAACUUCAUGUUUUGAAGCUUGGCAGAAAUAUAGAUGAAUUGAAGCUUCAGCUGUCCAAAGGAAAGGAGACAAACAACAUGCAGUCAGAUAAAGAAUCAAACUUUCAGUUGGUGAAAGAGCAGGAGGCGGAGAAAAAACGAUUAGCUGAAUAUACAAGAUCUGACACAGACCUUUUCACUAAUGACUGCUCUACUUCAGUAACUCCUAAUUGUACUGAAGUGAAUGUAGAGGCUAGAGACAGAUGUGGAGCCAAUUCAAGUUCCUUUGACCCAAAUGAUGAUAUUGAUGCUUUAAGCAGCAGUCCAGAAACCAGUCAGCGGGACAUUUUGAUAUUUUCCAAGGAGGACAAGGAUGAGUUUAAAAUAACUGAAUCAGAACCUUUAGCUGAUGCGGUAUGUAAAGAAUCCAAUGUCAUUAUGGGCAUCAACGGUCAAGGUGGAGAUGUCGAAUCUGCAACUUGUCCUGAUGAUUCUAUGUCACAAGAUCAAACAAGCUCUUUACCAGUUGUUAAUGUUGAACCUCAUGUUCGUGACAAAGCCGUGAUUCCAUUUGUUGAAUCACCAAAAAGUGGACCAGAGCCAUCAGUUCACAGCACUAUAGAGAAUGUCUCUAGUAGGGUGCCUUUUAGAGCUGUACGGCUUUCCAACAGAGAGAGACUUUUUUUGCGAAAGCAGGCCCUCCGGAUGAAAAAGCGCCCUGUGCUUGCUGUAGGGAGGAGCAAUAUCGUCACUGGAGUUGCAAAAACAAUUAAGACACACUUUCAGAAGUACCCCCUUGCCAUAGUGAAUGUCAAAGGCAGAGCCAAAGGGACUUCAGUCCAGGAGGUGGUUUUCAAGCUUGAGAUUACAAGCUCUUGGCCGACAACUACUCCCGAGCUAAUCAAGAGGCCAUCAGAGUUCUGCUGCGUCAUCCGGCCGAGGAAAGGGAAUCACCGAAGCUGCUCGGCUUUGAACCGACCUACCAUUACACAGCGCCGCGCAAAAACAGGGUGACUGACUUUCUUUGUGCGCCCUCCUCAGAACCAGAUCCAAAUCUUCCACCAAUCAAACUUGUUCCUCUUACUGCCGAGCAAGAAAUGGCCAAAAUCCGGGCAAUCAAAUUGAUGAUUACUGGUGAGCCCAGCGACUCCCAGCCACCAGAGGCAUCUGGGGGGACUUCCUCCACUCCGGUUGCACAAGAGGAGGGGGCUGUGCUGGCUCUUGCCAGCGAACAAGCAUCUGGCCGGUCGAAGAAGCGGCCGAGGAAAGAUCUAGCUGGACAACAUCUGGUGGACGAAGACUCCACCGAGCAGGCUUCGACCGACCUGGGGGACCAGAUCGAACAACCAAUCGGCGGGCCAUCCAAGAGCCUAAAUGCCCCCUCGAUUUGGUCGCCCGAAUUCAAGUACAAAGGCCGGGCUGUCUCUGCGGCGGAUUCUGUUUACGCGGACAAGGAUUACUCCCUCGGUUUCAACAUAACCAAGGGGCUGAUCUUUCCCGCUGACAUGAAGAAGCACGACGAGCUGUCCGACUUGAAGGUGCUUCGCUCGGCGGCUAAAUCGAUCGUUUUGGUAAGUUCUCCACUCUUUUCGUCAAGUUAUUGCCCGAUUUUUGCUCGAUUUUCUAAAUUCUUACAAUCUUUCAUUUGUUUUCAGGCCGCGCAAAAGAACUAUUUAGCACACGAUCGGAUGGUCACAGUGCGGCAGAGCCUGCGGGAUGCCAUUGCUGAAAACAAGGCCAAAACUGUCGAAAUAGCCAAGUUGAAGGCUGCGCAAGAGGCGACUGAGGCCGAGCGCGAUACGCUAAGCCAGAAGUUGGACCGGGCUGAAGCAGACAAACAACGGGCCGUGAAGACGACGAAGGCUCGGUACCUCGCCGAGCUGCGCAAACUGCGCAAUGCCCACAAGGAAGAGAAAGACAAGGCGGUUGAUGAUGCCGAGGACCGGGGAUACGUGCAGGGCGAGAAGACCUAUGAGCGGCAAGUUCAGGCUACCAAGGACAUCUUUUUCUAAUGCGGUUGGAAAGCUGCCGUGGAAAAAGUUGACCUUGGUCAAGACGCUGAUAUGUUCCUGAAUCCCCCUGCAGCCUAUAUCCCGGUCUACAUGCAGGCGUAUGCUAAUACCGCUCAAAAUCGGCUCAUCGAAGAGGCAAAGAAAACGGCCGAGGAAAAAGCCGCCGCCGCGCAACAAACCGAGCAAACUUCUCCCGAAGCAUCUCAAGAUGUCGAAGGUCAAGUGGCUGAUCGGGAGGUUGUCGUGGUGGAAGGCGCUGACAACGAGGCCGCGGAUGGGUUGCCCGAGCAAACGGUUGAGGUCGCCGAGUAGACGGUUGACCUCGAGCUAGAUUGAUGUAUAUUUUCUUUGCUUUGUUUUUGUUUCUUUUCUUUCUUUUUUGAAUGUAACCGGGCUAGGCCCCACCUUUGUAAUGUAAUUUCCUAAAUCAAUGAGAAUUUGAGCCUUUUGCUCGUUGAUCUUC